GUCGGUGUUACGGAUCAAAUUCGAGCAGCUACAGUGUUCCAGUUGAUCCCUAAACCAAGCCAGGCAUCACAGCAAAUUGAGCGAUUGUGCGGAUACAUGCCGAGCUUUGAUAUCCGGCGCAUGGGCAACAUGCCCGCCAAUACCGCUGGUCUGUGGAAGCGGGUGACCUUCCUGCUGGCCCUGCCGGCCAUCGUCCUGUGCGCCGCGAACGCCUUCUCCGGGCACAAGCACGUGGAGCGGGAGCCGUUCGCCAAGUAUGAGUACCUGAGGCGCCGGACCAAGCGCUUCCCCUGGGGCGAUGGCAACCGCAGCCUGUUCCACAACGCCGAGGUGAAUGCUCUGCCCGAGGGCUACGAGGAUGAGGUGCCUCAGGAGGAUUAGGCGCGCCCAUUGUCUAUUAUUUUACUUUUGAACUUAUUUUACUAGAAACUGAUGAACACUCUUGGUAAAUUG
Drosophila erecta is the source of this 453-nucleotide messenger RNA. It is a transcript of the gene COX6AL, whose product is annotated as cytochrome c oxidase subunit 6A1, mitochondrial. Lineage: Eukaryota; Metazoa; Arthropoda; Insecta; Diptera; Drosophilidae. Gene Ontology annotation, cellular component: mitochondrial inner membrane. The transcript is spliced from 2 exons. The record is from RefSeq and is a predicted model, not a curated record. The coding region runs from base 97 to 381 and encodes 94 amino acids. Gene Ontology annotation, biological process: mitochondrial electron transport, cytochrome c to oxygen. Gene Ontology annotation, molecular function: enzyme regulator activity.